UGUCCAGGGCUCAGGGUAUAAAAGAUCACCCCCUCAGACAGGCACUGGUGUGUGUGUCUACCAGAUCAACCAUGAAGUUCUCUUGUGCUCUCCUGUUGCUUAGUGCCUGCCUGCCAGUCUUGCUGGCUGGUGUCCCCAGGUCCAAGCGUUCCCUGUGGGAUCUGAGAGGAUUGAUCGAGUGUGCUCUGCCCUCCAGUUGGCCUGUCUGGAACUUUGCCGACUACGGCUGCUACUGCGGCAAGGGAGGAUCCGGCACCGCCGUCGACCAGCUGGACAGGUGCUGUGAGACUCAUGAUCAUUGCUACGGUGCCGCUAUGGCCCUGCCUGCCUGCAGUUCUGCAUUGGACUUGGACAACCCCUACACCCACGGAUACUACUACCAGUGUGAUAAGGCCACCAAGACCAUCAGCUGCCUGGCUAAGAAUGACGCAUGCCAGAUGUUCAUCUGUGAGUGUGAUAAGCACCUGGCUGAGUGCAUGAGCACGGCUCCUUACGUAAAGGCUCACGACCACUACGACCAGGCCCUGUGCCACCAGCACAGCUAAACGCCACACCUGCCAUGGCCUCAGGGUGUGUGUGUGUGUGUGUGUGUGUGUGUGCCACCAGCACAGCAGAGCACCAAGACACGCCCACCUCCAGAGCAAGACCACGCCCCUGGAUAAGCCACGCCCACAGGGUCAUGACUCA
Molecule: messenger RNA, 687 nt
Organism: Sardina pilchardus (European sardine)
Lineage: Eukaryota; Metazoa; Chordata; Actinopteri; Clupeiformes; Clupeidae
Product: phospholipase A2-like
Exons: 5
Coding region: 72-545 (157 amino acids)
Biological process (GO): lipid catabolic process; phospholipid metabolic process; arachidonate secretion
Molecular function (GO): calcium ion binding; phospholipid binding
Source: RefSeq, a predicted model, not a curated record